CUUGAUCUCCAGUUCUCUCAUUUUUCUUAUUGCACUAGUCGUAGGUAUACUGAAACAAUGUUGGAUGAUAACUCGUUUGUUGAGGAAGCGGCCUACAGUGAUUAUGAGAAUGAAUGCAAUAACCCUUUCGAUACUAGUGCAGUACACACAGAAGGAGUGGAUGGUUUGGAUGAAGAGCGCAAUGCUUAA
Molecule: messenger RNA, 189 nt
Organism: Paraglomus brasilianum
Lineage: Eukaryota; Fungi; Glomeromycota; Glomeromycetes; Paraglomerales; Paraglomeraceae
Source: the annotation of a GenBank genome assembly